ACUCCAAAACAAAUAGCUAAACCAUUUGAAAGAAAAUACAAUUACCAAAACUAUGAUGCUAUAGAAGAAUAUUAUAAAGAGAAAACUCUUUAUUUAGAAGAUAAAAGCAUGUAUGAAGUAAUGGAAACAUUAUUAAGUCAAGUUCUUAAAGCUUCAUUUCAACAAGGAGGACAAAAGAAAAGAGAUUACUCUAUAGAUGUAACUAGAACAAAUGCUAUGAUGAUAACAGAAAAAAGAGAACUAACUCAAUUAUAUUCAGAAUGUUAUUAUAUCUAUCUACCUAAAGACCUAUUAGGAGGAACAUGUCCAGAAUGCUUUAAAGAAAUGCAAGAAAAACUAACAGAUAUACAAAAAAAAGAAGCUAAAAUAAAACUAGAAAAAUAG
This is a messenger RNA of Dentiscutata heterogama, 384 nucleotides long. The record is from the annotation of a GenBank genome assembly. Lineage: Eukaryota; Fungi; Glomeromycota; Glomeromycetes; Diversisporales; Gigasporaceae.